ACUUGCCCGAGUGACCUUUGUGCUAUCAGCUGUUUUACAGUGAUCAUAGUGCACAUGCAACGUUAGAGAUCGGAUGAUCUCACGUCAGGUUACGUGUUAGAAACUGCUUUUCCGGCAUGGUUUGCUCGGGUACCUUCUGACGACGUCUUCCCCCGUCUUCUGUCGUCUUGUUUAAGUGUGAAAGCUUCUGAACAGGUGCAACAUGGAGUACGUAAAACAGGGCUGCCUCCACGAGAUGUUUGUCCGCCAGGCGCAGAAGACUCCGGACGCCGUGGCCGUGGUCUCGGACGACGGGAGGCAGCUGACGUUCCGGGAGCUGAACGAGUUGACGGAUGUCCUGGCGCUGCACCUGCAGCUGAAGGGGGUACAGGUGGACACCAUCGUCGGCAUCUAUCUGGAGAAGUGCCUGGAGUACCCCAUCGCCUACAUCGCCACUCUCAAAGCAGGUGCCGCGUACAUGCCACUGGAUGUGUCGUACCCAGACCCCCUCCUGCACGACAUCCUGCGGGACUGCGAACCUGCUGCCGUGCUGACGAGUCCUGACCUCGCGGGAAGGGUCAAAGGCGUGACGUGUGUUGUCUUUGAUGACAACUGGCAAGAAAAGAUUAAGGAAGAAAACAAAGAACUGCUGGGGAUUUGGCCAGGAACAUGCCAGCCUCCUCAUGUUGAUCUGGACAACCUUGCUUACGUCGUUUACUCCUCUGGAACAACAGGGAAGCCUAAAGGCAUCAUGUGUCCCCACAGAGGCGCUGUGUUUUCCUACCACUGGCGCCACGAGAACUACCCGUUUGCCGAGGACGACAGAGUAGCAUGUAACGUCUUCUUUGUGUGGGAAAUGAUGCGGCCUCUUCUUAAAGGCAUCCCCCUGUAUGUGAUCCCUGAUGAUGUCAUCUAUGACCCCACCCUCCUGGUGGAGUUCCUCGGCCGUCACGGCAUCACCCGUAUCCUCUUCACACCCUCCCUGCUGGAGGCUGUUCUAGACACAGAGGGAGUCAACCUGAACAAUCUACAGAACCUCCGAGUGAUCUGGCUGUGUGGUGAGGUCGUCACCACAAGUUUUUGCGAGCGUGUGUGUAAGGCUCUGCCCUGGGUCCAGCUGCUCAACCUGUACAGUGUCUCCGAGACACACGACAUCGCAGUGGAGGACCUCACAGCCUACUACAAGGCAUCACAAGAGUCGUCAAGUCAGCGGAAGUUCUGUCCUGUAGGAAGACUACUGGAAGGUGUGAAGGUUUACAUCAUGAAUGAGGAGCUCCAGCCACAACCUGUGGGUGUCCCAGGAGAGAUCUACAUCACUGGUCCAACCCUGGCAAAGGGUUACAUCAACCGGCCCCAGCUGAACAAGGCGCGCUUCCUGCCAUGUCCAUCCAGACUGGCGGUGAGCGACGGAGACAAGCUGUACAAGACCGGAGACUGGGGGUAUCUCCUGUCGGACGGACGGCUGGAGAUCUGUGGGAGAUGUGACACCAUGGUGAAGAUCAGGGGAUACAGCAUUGAGAUACAGGCUGUGGAGGCUGCCCUCCUGGAGCUGCCCCUGGUGAAUGCGUGCGUGGUGCUGGCGCAGGGCGAGGAGGGUACAGACAAGUUCCUGGUGGCGUAUGUCGUUCCCGAGGGAGAAACCAGCCGGAGGGAGAUCCGGGCGGAGCUGAAGAGACGGCUGCCCUUCUACAUGAUCCCUGCUCACUUUGUUUUCCUCGACAGCAUUCCUCUCCUCGCAUCCUCUGGGAAACUCGACAAGAAGGCGCUGCCCCCGCUGGACAUGGGCGGGGAGGCCGAGGCUGAUGAGACAGGGGCGCCGGCCACGGACACGGAGAGGGCACUGGCCUCACUGUGGUGCUCCAUACUGCAGCUGAAGACUGUGGACGUACAGGAGAGCUUCUUUGACUUGGGAGGCCACUCCCUGCUGGCAGCCAGGCUCCUGUCUAAGGUGAAGGAAGAGCUUGACGUGGCCCUGUCAGUUAAGGACCUGUUCCAACACCCCACCGUCUCAUCCAUGGCCCAGCUACUGGACACCAAAAAGGCUCCGGAUAGGAAACGCAGUGCGUCAGAGCCUUCAGAACGUAAACUUGACCUGCAGAAGGAGGUGGACCUGUACGACCAGGCCGGAGUCAGUCUGGACAUCCAGCUGCGAGCGUUCUGGCGGUCGGUCCAGUACGGCAACCGCUGGAACAAUGGAGGGGUCCUGCUCACCGGUGCCACAGGAUUUCUGGGUGCCUUCAUAUUGAGAGAUCUUCUCAGAAGUACAAAGGUCCAUGUGUACUGUCUGGUGCGUGAGCUGCCUGAGUUGAGUGCUAAGGAGCGCCUGCGGGACAACCUGCAGUAUUUCGGCAUCCUCCCACAAUGUAACGGCAGGAGCAGUCCCAAUACCAACAUGUUCCCUUCUGGAAAUUACAGUGGAAGACUCAGCCCAGGACACAACAGCCCGUCCAGAAGUCGGAGCCCAUCAGGACGACACAGCCCGUCCGGACGCCGUUCCCCGUCAGGGCGGCGCAGCCCGCUCAGCAGCCGGAACCACCUGGCCGUCAGUCCCGGGUACGCAGGUCAUGUGACUGAGGAGAUGGAGCAGAUGGAGAAGGCUUUUGAGGAAAGAAUCACCUGCAUCAAAGGUGAUGUUUCCCUGAUGAACCUGGGCAUGAGUGAUGAGGACUACAACUUCCUCAGCCAUGAGAUUGACUUCAUCGUCCAUGCUGCUGCACAUGUCAACCUUAUCUAUCCAUAUGAGGCCCUACAUGGCCCUAAUGUCCUGGGGACCCAGAACGUGGUGCUCUUUGCCUGUACCAACAAGAUCAAACCUCUUCACUACAUCAGCACCAAUGCCGUGUUCCCCCACGGCUGCCGGCAGUGUGGGGAGGAGGAGGACAUGCUGCAAUACGCCUCUCAGCUGACAGAUGGCUACGGGCAGACCAAGUGGGUGGCAGAGCAGCUGGUGCUGAGGGCCAAGGCUAGGGGCUUGCCUGUCACAGUCUACAGACUGGGUAACCUGUCAGGAGACAGCCAUCUGGCCUACUGGAACCCUGCAGACUUCAUCCUGCUGACCCUGCAGGCCUGUGUGGACACCAUGGCUGCACCUGACAUAGACUGGCAGAUUGAGAUGACUCCAGUAGACUUUGUGAGUGAGACCAUCGUGAUGCUGUCACAGAACAUCAUGCUGGCGGCAGGAAAGAUCUUCCACCUCAUCAACCCACAGCCCAUCAAGUCACAGACCCUGUUUGAUUGGAUGCGUGUGAAUGGAUACCCCCUGAAGUUACUUCCACACAAGGACUGGUGCACAAGGGUGGAACAACACAGUCGAGAGCAGGGGGAGGAGUCAGGCCUUGGCACCAUGAUCAGGGACCCCACAGUUUUCACAGCUAGAAGCACCUACAAUAUGCACAACUUCAACUUCGUGAUGUCGGCACUGGGGCUAGCGUACCCAGAGAUCACCAGGGAACUUCUCAGGACAUACUUCCACAACCUCACCCAGCGAGGGGUGCUCACCUGUAACAAGAAACUGCGUGCAGCGUCUGGUCCGCUAGCUGGGAAGGUAGCCGUGGUGACAGGUGCGUCCAGCGGUAUCGGAGCCAGCACGGCGCUGUACCUGGCGCGUGCGGGUGCGCAGGUGGUGCUGGUGGCACGCCGGGUGGACCGGCUGCAGCAGCUGCAGAAGGACGUGGAGGCAGAAGGGGGCGUCGCCAUCGUGGGCAAGGCUGACGUGGUCAACAGGAAAGAGGUGAAGGACAUGAUGAAGCAUGUGGAGACUACACUAGGUGGGGUGGAUGUGCUGGUGAACUGUGCCGGUGUGAUGUACUACACCAUGAUGAAGAACAUGCAGGAAGAGCAGUGGGAGAGACAGGUCGACCUCAACUGUAAGGGUGUGCUGAACUGUAUAGGAGCUGUCCUGCCAGGCAUGGUGGAGAAACAAACAGGCCACAUCAUAAACAUGUCUUCUGAUGCUGGAAGGAGGGGUUUUGCAGGUCUUUCUGUGUACUCAGGCACAAAGUUCUUCAUCGAGGGUCUGUCUCAGGGGAUGAGGCACGAGCUGUCAGGGUCAGGGAUCAGGGUCACCUGUAUCCAGCCAGGGGACGUCAAAACAGAACUCCUGGGCCAUACAACAGACAUGGAGGCUAAGGAACAGUUUGAUGGCAGUGGACAGUGCACCAUCCUCAACCCUGAAGAUGUUGCCAAUGCUGUGGUGUACGCAGCCAGUCAGCCGCCCCAUGUUGGUGUGAACGAGAUUCUCAUUGAGCCAAGGGAGGCACCAAUCUAGAAAUCUGGUGAACCACGAUGUACUUUGCCCUGUCUUUCAUGGAGAAUGAUAUGAAGAACCAAUUGCAAGAAAAUAUCUCUCUCUGCAGUUCUUGUAGCAAACAGGUUUAGAAUGAUACUGAAGCAAUGUUGAACAGUGAUUCCUAAUACAAAAAUUGGACUUACCUAAAGUUUUGACAGACCAACUCUGGUCUUUGCCAAGGAACGAGCAAUCCACUGCUUCUGUGACAUCACGUUAUACAGAUAGAACAUGUGACUCAGUGAACAGCAGAUCAACCAACACAGAUAAAGUUUCAAGCUAAGGUUUAAAAUGAUGUCUUUCAAAUCUCUUUAUCACAACAAGGCUACUGAAAGCAUUCCCUGUAAAGCCCAUGUACUGAAGAAAGAAAGCAAUUCAGCUUGAUUCUUAUACAUGUUUAUUAUUAGAUAGAAGUAUUGCUGACUCUUGUUGCCAAACAGGAAAUGUUCAAUGUUGCCAAAUGUUACACUCAAACUUGUUGGCAGAUGUGUGCUGAAAAAUUAUUUUAUUCUUCUUGUCAAAUGGGUUGCAAAUGUGGGAAAUACUAAUAUUAUUAUUAUUGUUAUACUAGAUUAUUUAUCAAUUUAAGUGGCAAUAAACUAUUUAAUUUCAUGGUGAAAGGACCACAUAUAUGUCUACAUAAAAG
This is a messenger RNA of Branchiostoma floridae (Florida lancelet), 4910 nucleotides long. Its product is annotated as linear gramicidin synthase subunit D-like. The transcript has 29 exons. Gene Ontology annotation, molecular function: oxidoreductase activity; phosphopantetheine binding. Bases 203 to 4246 code for a protein of 1347 amino acids. The record is from RefSeq and is a predicted model, not a curated record. NCBI's taxonomy places the organism in Eukaryota, Metazoa, Chordata, Leptocardii, Amphioxiformes, Branchiostomatidae.